AUGAGUGUCAAACUCGUGUCAAGUCCCACUCCCACAGCUUCAAGUUGCUUAAUCUAUCAUAAAAGCUCUUUGACUUUCGUAAGAAAAAAAUGGCUCUUGACCAAAGACACAUUCAACAGUGACAACAAGAGCAGGAACCAGAAGACCCCAGCCACAACAAGAGCAGGAACCAGAAGACCCCAGCCACAACAAGAGCAGGAACCAGAAGACCCCAGCCACAACAAGAGCAGGAACCACAAGACCCCAGCCACAACAAGAGCAGGAACCAGAAGACCCCAGCUACAACAAGAGCAGGAACCAGAAGACCCCAGCUACAACAAGAGCAGGAAAGAGAACACCCCAGCUACAACAAGAGCAGGAACCAGAAGACCCCAGCCACAACAAGAGCAGGAACCAGAAGACCCCAGCCACAACAAGAGCAGGAACCAGAAGACCCCAGCCACAACAAGAGCAGGAACCACAAGACCCCAGCCACAACAAGAGCAGGAACCACAAGACCCCAGCUACAACAAGAGCAGGAACCAGAAGACCCCAGCCACAACAAGAGCAGGAACCACAAGACCCCAGCCACAACAAGAGCAGGAACCAGAAGACCCCAGCCACAACAAGAGCAGGAACCAGAAGACCCCAGCCACAACAAGAGCAGGAACCAGAAGACCCCAGCCACAACAAGAGCAGGAACCACAAGACCCCAGCCACAACAAGAGCAGGAACCAGAAGACCCCAGCCACAACAAGAGCAGGAACCAGAAGACCCCAGCCACAACAAGAGCAGGAACCAGAAGACCCCAGCCACAACAAGAGCAGGAACCACAAGACCCCAGCCACAACAAGAGCAGGAACCACAAGACCCCAGCCACAACAAGAGCAGGAACCAGAAGACCCCAGCCACAACAAGAGCAGGAACCAGAAGACCCCAGCCACAACAAGAGCAGGAACUAGAAGACCCCAGCCACAACAAGAGCAGGAACCAGAAGACCCCAGCCACAACAAGAGCAGGAACCAGAAGACCCCAGCCACAACAAGAGCAGGAACCAGAAGACCCCAGCCACAACAAGAGCAGGAACCAGAAGACCCCAGCUACAACAAGAGCAGGAACCAGAAGACCCCAGCCACAACAAGAGCAGGAACAACAAGACCCCAGCCACAACAAGAGCAGGAACAACAAGACCCCAGCUACAACAAGAGCAGGAACAACAAGACCCCAGCUACAACAAGAGCAGGAACAACAAGACCCCAGCUACAACAAGAGCAGGAACCAGAAGACCCCAGCUACAACAAGAGCAGGAACAACAAGACCCCAGCCACAACAAGAGCAGGAACAACAAGACCCCAGCCACAACAAGAGCAGGAACAACAAGACCCCAGCCACAUCAAGAGCAGGAACCACAAGACCCCAGCCACAACAAGAGCAGGAAAGAGAACACCCCAGCUACGACAAGAGCAGGAAAGAGAACACCCCAGCUACAACAAGAGCAGGAAAGAGAACACCCCAGCCACAACAAGAGCAGGAAAGAGAACACCCCAGCCACAACAAGAGCAGGAAAGAGAACACCCCAGCUACAACAAGAGCAGGAAAGAGAACACCCCAGCCACAACAAGAGCAGGAAAGAGAACACCCCAGCCACAACAAGAGCAGGAAAGAGAACACCCCAGCUACAACAAGAGCAGGAAAGAGAACACCCCAGCUACAACAAGAGCAGGAAAGAGAACACCCCAGCCACAACAAGAGCAGGAAAGAGAACACCCCAGCUACAACAAGAGCAGGAAAGAGAACACCCCAGCUACAACAAGAGCAGGAAAGAGAACACCCCAGCCACAACAAGAGCAGGAAAGAGAACACCCCAGCCACAACAAGAGCAGGAAAGAGAACACCCCAGCUACAACAAGAGCAGGAAAGAGAACACCCCAGCUACAACAAGAGCAGGAAAGAGAACACCCCAGCCACAACAAGAGCAGGAAAGAGAACACGCCAGCCACAACAAGAGCAGGAAAGAGAACACGCCAGCUACAACAAGAGCAGGAAAGAGAACACCCCAGCUACAACAAGAGCAGGAAAGAGAACACCCCAGCCACAACAAGAGCAGGAAAGAGAACACCCCAGCCACAACAAGAGCAGGAACCACAAGACCCCAGCCACAUCAAGAGCAGGAACCAGAAGACCCCAGCCACAACAAGAGCAGGAACCACAAGACCCCAGCCACAACAAGAGCAGGAACACAAGGACCUAAAACACACACCUUUUAAAAUAUCAAAUUAA
This is a messenger RNA of Procambarus clarkii (red swamp crayfish), 2259 nucleotides long. NCBI's taxonomy places the organism in Eukaryota, Metazoa, Arthropoda, Malacostraca, Decapoda, Cambaridae. The record is from RefSeq and is a predicted model, not a curated record.